AUUAACCUACUUACCUCCUUCACCAUUACAACCCUAUUUAUAUUAAUCAUGCCCAUUAUCCUAACCUGUACCCCAGCAUAUGAAAAUAAACUUUACCCGCAAUAUGUAAAAACCACAGUCUCUUAUGCCUUCACAAUUAGCAUAAUUCCCAUAGUAAUAUUCAUCCACUCCGGACAAGAAGCAAUCAUCUCAAACUGACACUGAAUAACCAUCCAAACCCUAAAACUCAGUCUAAGCUUCAAAUUAGAUUACUUUUCAAUAAUCUUCGUACCAGUGGCCCUAUUCGUCACAUGGUCAAUUAUAGAAUUCUCUAUAUGAUAUAUACACGCAGAUCCUAACAUUAACCGAUUCUUUAAAUAUCUACUUAUAUUCCUCGUCACGAUAAUAAUUCUAGUAACCGCAAAUAAUCUAUUUCAGCUAUUUAUCGGCUGAGAGGGAGUAGGAAUCAUAUCAUUUCUCCUCAUUGGAUGAUGAUAUGGACGAACAGAUGCUAAUACGGCUGCCCUACAAGCAGUACUAUACAACCGCAUUGGAGAUGUUGGUUUUAUCAUGGCCAUAGCUUGAUUCUUACUCAAUACAAAUGCAUGGGACUUCCAACAAAUCUUUAUAAUCGAGCAUAAAAACCUCAAUAUUCCACUGGCAGGACUACUUCUAGCAGCUACCGGAAAGUCUGCCCAAUUUGGACUUCACCCAUGACUCCCAUCAGCCAUAGAAGGCCCCACUCCUGUCUCAGCACUACUUCACUCUAGCACAAUAGUAGUAGCAGGCGUAUUUCUUCUAGUCCGAUUUCACCCCUUAAUAGAACAUAACAAGACAAUUCAAACGGUUACCCUAUGCUUAGGGGCAAUAACAACCUUGUUUACAGCAAUCUGCGCCCUUACCCAAAAUGAUAUCAAAAAAAUUAUUGCCUUCUCCACCUCGAGCCAACUAGGACUAAUAAUUGUAACAAUUGGUAUUAAUCAGCCUCAUCUGGCCUUUCUCCAUAUCUGCACGCACGCAUUCUUCAAGGCCAUGCUAUUUCUAUGCUCCGGAUCUAUUAUUCAUAGUCUAAACAACGAACAAGAUAUUCGAAAGAUAGGAGGGCUAUUUAAAAGUCUACCAUUUACCACUACUGCUCUAAUCAUCGGAACUCUAGCACUUACAGGAAUGCCCUUCUUAACAGGAUUUUACUCCAAAGACUUAAUUAUUGAAACCGCCAAUACGUCAUACACCAACGCCUGAGCCUUACUAACAACCCUUAUCGCCACAUCCAUAACUGCCGCCUACAGUACUCGAAUUGUAUUUUUUACACUUCUAGGACAACCUCGCUAUAGUCCCAUUAUCACCAUUAACGAGAAUAACCAGUUCCUGACUAACUCUGUCAAACGAUUGCUACUAGGAAGUAUCUUUGCGGGAUUCCUAAUCUCUCAUAACAUUACACCCACCACUGUCCCACAAAUAACCAUGCCCUGUCACCUAAAAAUGAUAGCCCUUACAGUAACAAUCCUAGGCUUUAUUCUAGCACUAGAACUUAACCUAGCCAUACAAAAUCUCAAAUUUGACUACCCUUUAAGCACGUUCAAAUUUUCAAAUCAACUAGGAUAUUUCCCUACUACUCUGCAUCGUCUCGCACCAAUAAUAGGUCUAUCAAUAAGCCAAAAAACAGCAUCCAUACUGCUAGAUGCAAUCUGACUAGAGAAUGUUCUACCAAAGUCCAUCUCCUACUUUCAAAUAAAAUCCUCAAUCACAGUCUCCAACCAAAAGGGACUAAUUAAACUAUACUUUCUCUCCUUUAUAAUUACACUAAUCUUAAGUCUCUUUAUACUUAAUUUCCACGAGUGACUUCCAUAA
Ailuropoda melanoleuca (giant panda) is the source of this 1830-nucleotide messenger RNA. NCBI's taxonomy places the organism in Eukaryota, Metazoa, Chordata, Mammalia, Carnivora, Ursidae. The record is from the annotation of a RefSeq genome assembly.